UUCUUAGAUUAGACGUGUUCUUCCUACAUGCACAGGAAACCCACAUAACCAAGUAACCCAGAAAAGCAUAAAUCCUUGUCGUAUAAAGUGUCGGUUAAUCCAUGCAAUUGGCGCCUCCACCCCUCUAAUUUCCCCUACUUCAUUUUCAAGUUUUAACAACAACACAGAACAGAACAAUUUGUUUUUCUCUUCCGAAAUGGAUCCAACCCCGACGUCCGAUGGCCGAACCGAAAUCUGCUUUUUCGAUUUGGAAACCACCGUCCCUCAACGGCGUGGCCAAGGCUACGAUAUUCUCGAAUUUGGUGCCAUUUUAGUCUGCCCCAGAAGGCUCCUUGAGCUCGACAGCUACUCCUCCCUGGUCCGUCCCGAGGAUCUCUCUUCUGUUUCCCCUUCCUCCCUGCGCUGCAACGGCAUCACUCGGAACGAUGUCGUUUCGGCGCCUCCCUUCUCCGAGAUCGCCGACAAAGUUCACGACCUUCUUCAUGGAAGGGUUUGGGCGGGGCAUAAUAUAGUGAGGUUUGAUUGCGUGAGAAUAAGGGAGGCGUUCGAAAAGAUCCAUAGGUCAGCGCCGGAGCCUAAGGGAAUUAUUGAUUCUUUGCCGUUGUUGACACAAAGGUUCGGAAGGAGAGCUGGUAAUAUGAAGAUGGCAACUCUUGCAAACUAUUUCGAGAUCGGAGUGCAGACACACAGGAGCUUGGACGAUGUUCGAAUGAACCUCGAAGUUGUUAAGUACUGUGCUACAGUUUUGUUCCUGGAAUCAAGUCUCCCGGAUAUAUUGACGACGAAUGGAACAGGUUCACCAAUACCAACGAGAAGUAGCAGUAAUACCAAGUCGUCUCCCGAGCAGCCUAACCCGAACAUGAACAACUUUUCUUCAAGUUUAACUCCUGAAAAUGUUUCAAAUCCAUCUCCAAGAAACAGUGAACAUCAUCCUAUAAUCUCUAUUCUGACUCAUCACACUGGAGAGGCAAAUGCAGAUGUGUCAAAUCUGGUUCAACCGGAUCCUUUCAACAUGGGCGUACUCAGAAAAGAAAUGAAAACCGAGGCCCUUCAAUCAGAUGUCAUUAUGAAAGAAAAAACUCAGCUCGAGUCUCAGGAGAUAGAUAUUGCUGAAGGUAGUAGCAGUUGUGCAGAGUUCUUAGAAGCUAAUGAAGUUUCUCCAAGCUCCAUCAGUGCAUCCCUCAUCCCAUAUUACCAUGGCACCCAUCGAAUAAGACUGUUUCAUGAAAACAUUGCUCUGCAACUGUUUUGUCCUUGUUUGAGAGUGCGAUUUGGAGUCAAUGGAAAGUUCCUUGGUCAAGCUGGCCGGCCACGUUUGAGCUUCGUAGUCGAUGCUUCUCCGAGUUUACGUGAGAUUCUAGAUGCUUGUGACAAUGCUGCAAAAACAAUCUUUGAAGAUUGUGGAAGCAGUUCUGAAUGGAAGCCUAUCGUGGGCAGGAAUCACCGGUACAUCAACAAUCCAACCGUGAGACUGAACAUACCCACAAUAGUCAAUGAUGGCAUCGCCCGAUAUGCUGCGGAGAUUCAUCAGAAGGACAGCUCCGGUACCGUGCAAAAGCUUGUAUUCAGCAAAAUUGAUGCUGCAGAGCUUGGUAACUUAUUCAGACCUGGGAUCUUUGUGGAUUCAUUCUUCAGCUUGGGCACUUAUGAUUAUCAGGGGACGGCAGGCAUUCGACUGGUGGUGAAAAAGCUGGUUAUACUUUCGGAUUAGUGGAGUUCAAAGGCAAAGAUCAAUCCAUUGUUUACAGAAAUGUAGUAGCAUUGUUUAUGUUAUAGUCCAACUCAUAGGUAUGAAUUGAUCUCUCACAUUCAUUGCUUUGUACGAAAAGAAGAAAUAAACAAAGAUUGAUUGAUUUUC
This is a messenger RNA of Hibiscus syriacus, 1858 nucleotides long. Its product is annotated as protein NEN1-like. The transcript is spliced from 6 exons. The coding region runs from base 197 to 1711 and encodes 504 amino acids. The record is from RefSeq and is a predicted model, not a curated record. NCBI's taxonomy places the organism in Eukaryota, Viridiplantae, Streptophyta, Magnoliopsida, Malvales, Malvaceae. Gene Ontology annotation, molecular function: nucleic acid binding; 3'-5' exonuclease activity.